Cheilinus undulatus (humphead wrasse) is the source of this 1385-nucleotide messenger RNA. Its product is annotated as transcriptional repressor scratch 1-like. Gene Ontology annotation, molecular function: RNA polymerase II cis-regulatory region sequence-specific DNA binding; DNA-binding transcription factor activity, RNA polymerase II-specific. Gene Ontology annotation, biological process: regulation of DNA-templated transcription. Bases 19 to 861 code for a protein of 280 amino acids. The transcript has 2 exons. The record is from RefSeq and is a predicted model, not a curated record. Lineage: Eukaryota; Metazoa; Chordata; Actinopteri; Labriformes; Labridae.
GUGAGUGUGUGAAGCACCAUGCCAAGGUCUUUCCUGGUGAAAAAGGUGAAACUGGAUGAUUUCGCCACCGGGGCGGAUUUGGAGAACGCCUACCGGCACCGGACAGACCUCAGCCUGCGGCUCCAUGACAAAGCUGCUUACAUCAGUGACUACAUCAGCCCGGUUGUGUAUGAUGCUGAGAGCGACAGUGGAAUCAAGGUGCCCUCCCCUGACCCCCUCUACGAUGGGAUCCACAGUGACUAUGGCGCCCCCGACUCAGAGUCCCCUGACAGUCCAGGCUCGGAAAUCACAGAUGGCUACAUCAACGGAGACACCGCAGUGAGUGAGGGAUACACAGUCGAUGCGUUCUUCAUUACCGAUGGCCGCUCGAGAAGGAAAGCCCUCGGCAGCCCCCGCAGCAUCCAGAGGCAUACCUGCAAUGAGUGCGGCAAAACCUACGCCACGUCUUCCAACCUGAGCCGGCACAAACAGACGCACCGCUCGCUGGACAGCAAGCUGGCUAAGAAAUGUCCCACCUGCGGGAAGGUGUACGUGUCCAUGCCUGCCAUGGCCAUGCACCUGCUCACGCACGACCUCAAGCACAAGUGCGAAGUGUGUGGAAAGGCGUUCAGUCGACCUUGGCUUUUGCAGGGCCACAUGCGCUCGCACACGGGCGAGAAGCCGUUCGGGUGCGCCCACUGCGGGAAGGCCUUCGCUGACCGCUCCAACCUGCGUGCUCACAUGCAGACCCACUCAGCCUUCAAGCACUUCAAGUGCAAACGCUGCAACAAGACCUUCGCGCUCAAGAGUUACCUGAACAAGCACUACGAGUCAGCCUGCUUCAAAGGCCCCUUCUCUCCUCUAGGCCCCCUAGAUGCAUGACCUCUGCGUAGAUGAAACAAGAGACAAAACUGCAGACAUGAAUUACCAUUAUCCUUACACACUGAACUGCAGACACAAACAAUCUAUUUUUUGCUCAGAAUAUGACCUUGCUUCCUCUCCUCCUCCCUGCCUCUCUCACCUCCCCCUCUGCCACCUCACUUUCCCUCAGAGCCUAUUCAUGAAGAUGAAGAUGAUGAAGAUAGCACAAUUUUUCUCUCCUUGAGAUUUGCCCACUUAAGGAUUUAACUGAUCUACGCAUGCACUUCCUCAAAAACUGAUCACCUCCUCUUCCUCUGUCCGGUUCUGGAUAGAGACAAUAAUACUAACACGGCUUCCUCCUGGCAUCUAGUGAAAGUAUGACACCGUAUGUUUUUGGGAAACUGAUGAAGAUGAGGAUGAUGAUGAGGACAAUAGUAAGCCUAAUGCUUCUGCACUGAAACGCAGUGAGAGAGCUUUUCCUUCUAAAUUUGUUUUUUUGGGGGAAUAAUAGUAAUAAUAAUAGUAAUAAUAAUGAUAAUAAUAAU